Messenger RNA from Pseudophryne corroboree (corroboree frog), 6376 nucleotides. Its product is annotated as maltase-glucoamylase-like. The record is from RefSeq and is a predicted model, not a curated record. The transcript has 47 exons. The coding region runs from base 1 to 5400 and encodes 1799 amino acids. Gene Ontology annotation, molecular function: alpha-1,4-glucosidase activity; carbohydrate binding. Gene Ontology annotation, biological process: carbohydrate metabolic process. Lineage: Eukaryota; Metazoa; Chordata; Amphibia; Anura; Myobatrachidae.
AUGAUUAUGAAGGUUAAACCUCCAAUAGGAACCUCAAAUGUGAAUGAGGAAUUAAGAGCCACAGAUCCACAAUGCACUGAUACAAGUAUCAAUAACAGGAUAGACUGCUAUCCAGAUCCAGGCGCUUCUGAGGUGCGAUGCAAACAGCGAGGCUGCUGCUGGGUGCCGUCCAAUGAAAACGCUGAACCGUGGUGUUUCUAUUCACCGAGCCACGGCUAUGAGGCUGUUACUGGCAGGACUGCCACCUCCAAAGGAUUUGAUGUUCCUCUGAAACGGCUGCCGACACCUAAAGUGUUUGGGACAGAAAUAGAGGAGCUGCAGCUGACCGCUGAGAUACAGUCUAAGAAUCGCUUCAGAUUUAAGAUCACAGACCCUAGGAAUAAAAGGUUUGAGGUUCCUCAUGAACAUGUGAAAAGUUUUACUGGAACAGCAGAACCGAACCCAAAUUAUAAUGUGGAGUUGGUAGAGAAGCCCUUCGGUAUUAAGGUUGUGAGGAAGACCCCGGACGUCAGAGUCCUGUUUGACACCACCAUUGGACCCCUUCUGUAUGCUGACCAGUUCCUACAGCUGACCAUAAAACUACCCAGUAGCAAUAUAUAUGGUUUAGGGGAACACGUCCACCGGCAAUAUAAGCACGACACAUUCUGGAAGAAGUGGUCUAUAUUCAACAGGGACGCCUUCCCCAAUGGAGACGGAUAUAACUUAUAUGGUGCACAGACGUUUUUCGUGUGUCUGGAAGAUGAGAAGGGAUCGUCCUUUGGUGUAUUUUUAAUGAAUAGCAAUGCAAUGGAAGUGAUCGUCCAGCCGGCCCCAGCCGUUACUUAUCGCACAAUUGGAGGAAUUCUGGACUUUUAUGUCUUUGUUGGUAAUACUCCAGAAGAAGUGGUGAUGGAAUACCUAGAGUUUAUUGGGAAACCAUACAUGCCGGCGUACUGGACGCUUGGUUUUCAUAUCAGCCGCUGGGGAUAUAAAUCUCUCAAUGAGGUGAAAGAGGUGAUUGAGAGAAACCGAGCCAUUGAUAUACCCUAUGAUGUACAAUUUACCGACAUUGACUACAUGGAAAAUAAAAAAGAUUUCACCUAUGACAAAGAGAAAUUUAGCGAUCUUCCUCAGCUUGCUGAUGAUCUACAUAAGAAUGGUCAAAAAUAUAUCAUCAUUUUGGAUCCAGCUAUUGCCAACACACCACUAAUAAACGGCCCUUAUGGGGCAUACGAAAGAGGGCAAAAGCUAGGUGUUUGGGUAAAUGAGACAGAUGGGAUUACCCCCAUUGUUGGAGAGGUCUGGCCUGGAGUUACAGUAUAUCCUGAUUAUACUAAUGAAGCCUGUACAAAGUGGUGGGUUGACGAAUGUCUGGAGUUUUACAAGCAAGUGAAGUAUGAUGGUAUAUGGAUUGACAUGAAUGAAGUUUCCAACUUUGUACAAGGUUCAAAAAAAGGCUGCGCUGCUAACAAUUUAAACUAUCCCCCAUACACACCUGCUAUUUUGGAUGGACUAAUGUAUUCCAAGACCCUCUGUAUGGAUGCAAAACAAGCCUGGGGAAACCAUUACGACGUCCAUAAUUUGUAUGGAUAUUCAAUGUGUCUUGCUACAGAUGAAGCCAUCAAAGCUGUUUUCCCUGGAAAAAGAAGUAUAAUUUUCUCCCGAUCUACGUUUGCUGGAGCAGGGAAAUACUCAGGACAUUGGCUUGGAGAUAAUGCGGCCAAUUGGAAUGAUAUUAAAUGGGCGAUACCAGGAAUGCUUGAGUUCAAUCUUUUUGGAAUACCUUAUAUUGGUGCAGACAUCUGUGGCUUUUUUGAGGACUGCUCAGAAGAGCUGUGCCGGAGAUGGAUGCAAGUUGGGGCCUUUUAUCCAUUUUCCAGAAACCACAACGCUGAGAACUACAAGCCGCAAGAUCCCGCUUCCUACGGUGCAGAUUCACUUCUCGUGCGUUCAUCAAGGCAUUACUUAAACAUUCGCUAUACCCUGCUGCCCUAUCUCUAUACUCUGUUCUACAAAGCGCACACCAGGGGGGAGACUGUGGUCCGGCCGCUACUCCAUGAAUUCUAUUCUGACAGCCAAACAUGGGCAAUAGAUCAGCAAUUUUUAUGGGGAUCAGGUCUUCUAAUUACACCUGUUCUUAAUCCGAAUACGGAACAUGUGAAUGCAUACCUACCUGAUGCCGUGUGGUAUGAGUACGAAACAGGGGAAAAGUCCAACGUAAGGAAGCAGCGUGUUUCCAUGUACCUGCCAGCAGACAAGCUUGGGCUUCAUCUCAGGGGAGGCUACAUAUUCCCCACUCAGAAACCAGCCCGCACCACGGAAUACAGUCGUAAAAAUCCCCUCGGACUUAUAAUUGCGCUGGAUGAUGCAAAGUCUGCCAAAGGAGAGUUCUACUGGGAUGACCUAGAAUCUAGAGGCACCAUAGAAUCAGGCAACUAUAUAUUAUACAGCUUCUCUGUUUCCAAUAAUAUUCUAAAAAUGGAAACGACCAGAGCGGGAUAUACUGACCCCAACAAUCUAAAGUUCGAAGAAAUAAAAAUCCUUGGCCUUCCCAGGGGUAGCCGACGUGUCGCUGUGAGGAAAGAUGGCGCUGAGCAAUCCUCAAAUCAUUCCUUUACACACGAUCAAUACAAGGUUCUACACAUCACAGGUCUCCAGCUGACACUGGGAGAGUCCUACACUGUGGAAUGGGAUCAGCUUGGCCCUGGUGACCUGGAGGAUUCAGAGAAGAUAGAUUGCCACCCAGAACCUAACGCCAGUGAGCAGAAAUGUAUCAGCCGCGGCUGCAUCUGGAAGGCUUCCAACACUCCAGGCAUACCAUAUUGCUUCUACCCGUUAGACUACGGUUACGUUGUUGAGAGGGAAGUGGUCACUGAUACAGGGAUCACCGUGGAUAUAUCACUGGGUUCCAAAAUGGUACCACGUUACAGUAAAGCCUCCACCGUCAACAAGCUGCAGGUGGCAGUGACAUUCCACGAGAACCACAUGCUCCAAUUCAAGAUCUUUGAUCCUAACAACAAACGAUAUGAAGUUCCUGUGCCACUGAACAAACCCAGCACUCCCACAAGCACAGAGCAAGAGCGGCUGUAUGAAGUUGUUGUUGUUAAAGAUGGAACUUUCGGACUGCAAAUCAUCCGGAAGAGCAAUCGCGCUGUUGUCUGGGAUUCCCAUUUACCCGGGAUGACCUUCGAAGAUAUGUUUCUUCAGAUUUCCACCCGCCUUCCCUCAGAUUAUAUCUUUGGACUUGGGGAAACUGAACACAGAACAUUCCGUCAUGAAAUGGGACGAAAAACCAUAGGCCUAUUCCCUAAGGAUCAGCCUCCACGAGAGCAUCUCAAUGCAUAUGGCACUCACCCAUUCUAUAUGGGGCUGGAUAAUGACGGCAAUGCACACGGAGUACUUCUGUUGAACAGUAAUGCUAUGGAUAUGAGUUUACAGGAAACGCCAGCGUUAACGUACCGCACGACCGGCGGGAUUCUGGACUUUUAUGUAGUGAUGGGUCCCAAACCAGAAGUUGUUGUGCAACAAUACACAAAACUCAUUGGCCGCCCUGUUAUGCCAGCCUAUUGGGCGCUGGGAUUUCAGCUAUGUCGCUAUGGAUACCAGAAUGACGCUGAUAUCGCGAACCUGUAUGAGGAUAUGAAACGUGCUCAGAUUCCUUAUGAUGUGCAGUAUGCUGAUAUUGAUUACAUGGAGCGUCAGAUGGACUUCACGCUUGGUGCUAACUUCGCCGGUUUACCAGCUCUGGUUGACCGAAUAAGAUCAGAAGGAAUGAGAUUUGUUAUCCUGUUGGAUCCAGCCAUUGCCGGAAAUGAAACCACACCCUAUCCAGCGUUUGAUAGAGGUGUUCAGGAUGAUGUGUUUAUCAAAUGGGCAGAUGGGAGUGGAAUAGUGUGGGGAAAGGUCUGGCCAGAUUUGCCCAAUGUCAAGGUUGAUAAUAAUUUAGACUGGGAUACACAAGUUAAGCUUUACAGAGCUUAUGCUGCCUUCCCCGACUUUUUCAUGGAAAAGACAGCCGAAUGGUGGCACCGCGAGAUCGAGGAGUACCGCCAAAAGUAUAUUAGGUUUGAUGGUCUCUGGAUAGAUAUGAAUGAGCCUGCCAGCUUUGUGCAUGGGUCUGUAACGGGCUGCAAAAAUGAAGCCUUGAACCACCCGCCAUACAUGCCAGCUUUGGAAUCCAGACAUAUGGGAUUAUCGCACAAGACCUUAUGUAUGGACAGUCCCCAACAUCUCCCCAAUGGGGAGACGGUAAACCAUUAUGAUGUGCACAGUUUGUAUGGAUGGUCCCACUCGAAGCCAACGUAUGAUGCCCUGCGAAAAAUCACAGGAGAACGCGGUAUAGUUAUCUCCCGCUCUACAUAUCCGACUUCCGGACAGUGGGUGGGACACUGGCUUGGUGACAACACUGCUGCUUGGGAUCAAGUUGCUAAAUCUAUUAUUGGUAUGAUGGAUUUCAGUCUUUUUGGUAUUCCAUAUACUGGAGCAGACAUUUGCGGGUUCUUCCAGGACACCACCAGAGAGUUAUGUGCCCGCUGGAUGCAGCUCGGGGCAUUUUACCCAUUUUCCAGAAACCACAAUGGCAUAGGAUGGAGGAGACAAGACCCGGUCAGCUUCGAUGACGCAUUUAAAAUGCUAUCAAAAAAUGUCCUGAAUAUCAGAUAUACGCUGUUACCUUACCUGUACACCCUAUUAUUUGAUGCUCAUACUAACGGUUCCACCGUGGUGAGACCACUGCUACAUGAAUUCACUGAGGACAGGACCACCUGGGAUGUGUACAAGCAGUUCUUGUGGGGGUCUGCAUUCAUGAUCAGUGCUGUGGUCGAUCAAGGUGCAACAAGUAUAAAUGCUUAUUUUCCAAACGCAGUCUGGUACGACUAUCACACGGGUGUUAGAGAAAACACACGUGGUGGUUGGAGAGUGCUGCCGGCACCCAUUGACCAUAUUAAUCUUCAUGUGCGGGGUGGCUACAUUCUACCGCAACAAGCUCCUGCCUUCAACACACAUCUCAGUCGCUUGAACCCACUGAAACUUCUGGUUGCUUUGGAUGAUAAUGAAAAUUCUCAAGGGCGUCUUUUCUGGGAUGAUGGUAAAAGCAUCGACUCGAUUGAACACGGCAUCUACGUUUUGUAUGAAUUCCAUGCAAUGAACGAUUCCAUUGUCUUGAGAGUAACACAUGAUAAUUACACGGACCCGAAUAAUCUGAUCUUUGAUGAAAUCAAACUAUUGGGAUUGAAAAAACCUAUCACGAAUCUAGUUGUGAGGAAGGAUGGCGUAAUACAACCCUCCUCUCACCGACUUUCAUAUGAGGACGCUAACCAGAUCGCACAUAUAACUCACCUUCACCUACUGUUUGGAGAAUCCUAUACUCUGGAAUUCAAUGGUAAUAACAGAUUUGACCGUCAUCUUGAAGAACAUAAAUGAGAAAUGUAACCGCACAGAAAUAAUGGAACAUUAAAACCCUGAUAACAAUAGUUAGUGUAGAAUAAUCAGGAGCUGCACCCUGGAAAAAUGUGAAAUUGGAAACAAAAAAGGAAAACCAAGAGAAUGUUCCCAGUCCUCACAGGGCGCUCGAGGCCACAGCAUUAAUGUACAGAUGUAAAUUGGGCAGAUAAAUCUAAAUUAAGGGGGACAUUUACUAAGCAGUGAUAAGAGCGGAUAAGUGAGCCAGUGGAGAAGUUGCCCAUGGCAACCAAUCAGCACUGACGUAACAUCUAUAAUUUGCAUACUACAAAAUGAUACAGAGCUGCUGAUUGGAUGAUGGGGCAACUUCUCCACUGGCUCACUUCUCCGCUCUUAUCACUGCUUAGUAAAUGUCCUCCUAUAGCCUUUAUUGGGUAAGCACUAAAAUAAAGAAAUCCAAAUAUUCACAAUAAUGAUAAUACAUAACGAAAGCAAAAUAAAAACCAAACGUGGAUAGUGUUGAAUAAAAAUUAAAUUAAGGGAUCUAAGCCUGUGAGAGAGAUAAAGUACCAACCAAUCAGCUCCCAACUGUCAUGUUACAGGCCGUGUGUGUUUGGAAAAUGACAGAAGCUGAUUACAGUACUUGGUACUUUAUCGCCGUUUAUCUCUUUCUAGGCGGGACUAUUUACUAAGCCUUGGAUGGAGAUGAAGUGGACGGAGGUAAAGUAUCAGCCAAUCAGCUCCUAACUGUCAUUUUUCAAACCCAGCCUGUGAGAUGGCAGCUAGGAGCUGAUUGGCUGGUACUUGUUCCCCGCCCACUUUAUCUCCAUGCAAGGCUUAGAUAGCACAUAGACCCCAAAGUUAGUUAAAACACAUACCUCAGUAGACCAACUUUAUCCGAGCAUCAAUGACAGUAAUACCUGUGAAAUAGUAAUUGUGAAUCAUUAUGUAACCAGUGUAUUCUCGUGUGUGUUAUAAUAAAUAUGUCUACAGAGUA